Molecule: messenger RNA, 702 nt
Organism: Phaeoacremonium minimum UCRPA7
Lineage: Eukaryota; Fungi; Ascomycota; Sordariomycetes; Togniniales; Togniniaceae
Product: putative o- protein
Exons: 2
Coding region: 1-702 (233 amino acids)
Molecular function (GO): O-methyltransferase activity
Source: RefSeq, a predicted model, not a curated record
AUGUCGGGAGGGCAGAAUACCGCUCCACUUGCCAACCCUCUUCAGGGCGUGCCAGAACACAUUCGCGCGCUUCUGUCGCGUCUUCAUGGCGAAUCGCUCGCUCAGGAAGCUGCCUUAGAAAAGGAAGGUAUGGAGGGCAAGACCUUUGGCGAGGUGAUGAGGGACAAAUUCAUUGCCCUUGAAGAGGACAAGGCUCAGUACAUUUAUGAGCUCUGUCGAGCCAUCAAUGCAAAGACCAUUGUUGAGGCUGGGACUUCGUACGGAGUGAGCACGAUCUACCUCGCACUGGCUGUCGCGGCCAAUGUUGCGGCAGCUGGCGGGAACGGCAUCGUCGUCGCAACGGAGCAUGAACCUACCAAGGCUAACAAAGCUCGAGAAUAUUGGCAAGAGUGCGGCCAGGACGUUACCAGGGUUAUUGAUCUACGGGAGGGCGACCUCCGGGAGACGCUGAAGGAAAAUUUGGAAAACGUGGACUUCUUACUCCUUGACAUAUGGACACCAAUGGCUCUGCCAACACUGCAGGUCGUGCAGCCGAAGUUGCGCCAUGGUGCGGUGAUUAUCGCUGACAACACCAUUUCAUCCGCGGGUUCAUAUGGCGACUUCUUUGCUUAUAUACGUGAUCCAAAGAAUGGCUUCAUCAACGUAACACUGCCAUUCAAAGGAGGGCUGGAGAUGAGUGUAUAUCUCCCGCAACAGGCGUAA